UCGUGUGACCUCUCUUCCGAAGAUGAAGUAACCGAUGAAGUGCGGAGGCUACGCAACUGCAAAGCGUGUCUCGAGGAGAAUAUUCCCACAGAAAUCUACAAGUACUUUUUCAACACCCUGGCUUUUCGGCUUCGUGAGUUGAUUGUACAGGCGUGUCGAGUAGAGGCCGUUCCCGAUGACUGGGGCUCAGGCAUCAUUGUAUCUGUCCACAAGAAGGGAGACAAAACGAAAUGCGAGAACUACCGCGGCAUAAGUCUUAUCGGUGCUGCUGCAAAGAUCUUCGGUAUUGUUCUGCUCAGGUGCUUCCGUUCUGUACGCGACUCCGAGAGUGCGCCUUAA
Molecule: messenger RNA, 339 nt
Organism: Dibothriocephalus latus
Lineage: Eukaryota; Metazoa; Platyhelminthes; Cestoda; Diphyllobothriidea; Diphyllobothriidae
Source: the annotation of a GenBank genome assembly